AUGGAAGCUUCAGGCGCAGACAAGGGCUUCUUCCAGAAGCCCCCAGUUCUCAACAACCAGUUCUAUGAUGACCUGACAUUUCAGAGAUGCUUCCGGUUGUUUCUUUCGCAGCACAUCAUUCAUCAAGUGCAAGCAGAAAUUGCUGCCCUUGGAGACGAUGUCCUUUCUGAUCGAGUUUUCGCUUGGAUCACAGAUGCCGAGCGUAACAAACCCUACCUUAAAGGAUCAGGCCGCGAUGCUUUUGGCCAGUGGAGUGGUGAUUUGGUUACUGGUGAAGGAUGGCGCGGCCUCCAGGACUUCGGUCAAUCUCGAGGCUUUGUUGCAGCCGGAUACGAUACUCCUUACGGUCCCUUUGCGCGAGCGUAUCAGUUCCUACGUAUCCAACUUUGGACCGCUUCCUGUGCCAACGUCGGAUGCCCAUCAGCUAUGCAAGACGGCGCCGCCCGACUUCUACAAACACACCUGAGCAGUUCAGAGUUCGCGGCAAAGCUUACAAACGCACAGAAAAGGGUAUUUGAGAACGCUUUUAACCACUUAACCUCAAGAGACCCGGGAUAUGCCUGGACGAGCGGACAAUGGAUGACUGAGCGUACAGGCGGGAGCGACGUCUCACUUACUGAAACGAUCGCAGUACAUAAGCCUGUGGUCGAGACUCAGCUGGCCUCAAAAGAUGAGAAUAUCCCUUUAGGGCCUUGGAGUGUCAGUGGUUUCAAGUGGUUCUCCUCUGCGACAGACUCGAGAAUGACCGUCCUCCUUGCUCGUACACCUAAAGGCGGGCUAUCGACCUUUCUAGCUCCUAUGAGGCGAUAUGAUCCCAAUGCCACUUCUACUACCGGGAUACCGAAGAGUAACGGCGAAAAGCUGAAUGGAGUCCGCAUUCAACGCCUAAAGAAUAAAUCGGGCACACAGUCUCUCCCUACUGCCGAGUUGGUUCUCGAGGAUAUGCGGGCGUGGCUCAUUGGCCAAGAAAGUCACGGUAUCCAGGAAAUUGCAACAAUAUUAACCUUGACUCGAGUUCAUUCAUCUGUAGCGGCUGUAGGAUACCUAGGCAGGGGUCUUGCAAUAGCGAGGGCAUACGCACAAGUACGAGAGGUUGGCGGUGGAAGGGGUACGCGGAUGAAGCUGACAGAAAGCUCUUUACAUAUGAAAACACUGUCCAAGAUAUCUUGCGAGUAUCGGGGACUGAUGCUUCUUACCAUCUUCACAUCUUAUGUUCUUGGCAUUUCUGAACACAGUCGACCCGCAAACUCGAGCCUUUCCCCUGCACUGCAGGCACUGACUCCCUCGACACAACAUGCUGCACCGUUGAUCCGAGUACUUACUCAACUCACAAAGGCCUACGUUUGCAAAGCAUCUGUGCAGCUACUUUUCUCGUGUAUGGAGUCACUCGGAGGUGUUGGCUACCUCGCCAACGAAGAACAAGAGUAUCUCAACAUUGCCCGUCUUCAUCGCGAUUGUGCCGUGCUGCCUAUUUGGGAGGGCACAACGGAUGUUUUGAGUACCGACUUUCUACGGGCACUCAAACAUCCAAAGGGCGGGCAAGAUACUCUUGAUGCCCUCGAAGGCUUUGUUAAACGAGCAUAUGAAUUCCAAGGAAAGGUAUCUCGGCCCGCUGGCUGGGACCCAUUAGGAGUUUGGACGACCUUGAGGCGGCGUGUAGAGCAUGAGUCCCUGGCAGACUUGCUGGGUGACGCCAGGGAAGUCCUUUGGGCUGUCGCAGACUUACUGGCGGCCUGGGAGAAAAUCAAGCAGGCCACUGCCGAGAAGAAUCUCGACGAUGUUGAGAAAGCCGUACAGGAGUACAUUGAGGCUGUCAAUGACGAGUCUCUGUCUCAUCCCCCUAAGCGCUCCCUCGUCCAGGUCUUCACCAAUAUGGAUCUCAACGAUAUCAAGCAAGCCGUACAGAAGUACAUCAAGGCUGUCGAUAACAAGGCGACAUACCUCUCUGGGUGUUUCCUCGUCCAGGUCUUCACCAAUAUGGACAUCCAGGGUAACAUCGACAAGAAGUACACUAUUUCGUAUCGAUUUGUCAAGAAGCCUGACCGUCCCCGUAAGAUCGAGGGAUAA
Messenger RNA from Fusarium sp. VM40, 2067 nucleotides. NCBI's taxonomy places the organism in Eukaryota, Fungi, Ascomycota, Sordariomycetes, Hypocreales, Nectriaceae. The record is from the annotation of a GenBank genome assembly.